Sarcophilus harrisii (Tasmanian devil) is the source of this 5993-nucleotide messenger RNA. RefSeq names its product solute carrier family 2 member 12 (gene SLC2A12). Gene Ontology annotation, molecular function: transmembrane transporter activity. Gene Ontology annotation, cellular component: membrane. NCBI's taxonomy places the organism in Eukaryota, Metazoa, Chordata, Mammalia, Dasyuromorphia, Dasyuridae. The record is from RefSeq and is a predicted model, not a curated record. Gene Ontology annotation, biological process: transmembrane transport. Bases 152 to 2050 code for a protein of 632 amino acids. The transcript is spliced from 5 exons.
ACUCCCCCUGAGUUGUUUCUCCUCCCCCUUCUUCUCCUGUCACAGCCCCCUACACCACGCUGCUAUGGGGAAAAUAAUUGCUUCCCUUUCUGUCGGUAGGAUAGGUUCUGCUCUUGCACACUCCGAGGAAAGACUGUAACUUGGAGAUGACAUGACAAUGGUACCUGUUCAAACCGCGGAGGAGCCGGACCGGCCGUGCCAGAAAAUGAGAGCGGCUGAGAGUGACUGCAACAACAGCCCGGGCGGCGCUGGGCGGCAGCUUCCCGCUCCGAGAGGCUGUGGAAUGUUUACUUUCCUCUCAUCUGUUACUGCUGCUGUCAGUGGACUCCUGAUGGGCUAUGAACUUGGGCUCAUCUCUGGGGCCCUUCUACAGUUAAGUGGCUUAUUAGCCUUGUCUUGCCGACAACAGGAAAUGGUUGUAAGUUCCCUGCUCAUUGGGGCCUUUUUGGCAUCUCUCACAGGAGGAUUCCUCAUAGACAGAUAUGGAAGAAGAACUGCUAUCAUAUUAUCCUCCUGCUUGCUUGGGCUGGGCAGCUUGGUUCUGAUCCUGAGCCUAUCCUACUCAAUUCUUAUAAUAGGACGAAUUGCCAUAGGAGUUUCCAUAUCCCUGUCUUCCAUUGCUACCUGUGUCUAUAUUGCAGAGAUUGCUCCACAGAACAGAAGAGGCCUUCUUGUAUCACUGAAUGAACUUAUGAUUGUCAUUGGCAUUCUUCUUGCCUAUAUUUCAAAUUAUGCAUUUGCCAGUGUUUUCCAUGGUUGGAAAUAUAUGUUUGGCCUUGUUAUUCCGUUGGGAAUUUUGCAAGCCAUUGCAAUGUACUUUCUUCCACCCAGCCCUCGAUUUCUGGUAAUGAAAGGGUAUGAUGAAGCUGCUAGCAAAGUCUUGGGAAGAUUAAGAGGCAUCUUAGACACUACUGAAGAACUUACUUUGAUCAAAUCUUCCUUGAAAGAUGAACACCAGUAUAGUUUCUGGGAUCUUUUUCGUUCAAAGGACAACAUGAGGACCAGAGUACUAAUAGGCCUCAUGUUGGUCUUUUUUGUGCAAAUCACAGGACAGCCAAACAUUUUAUUUUAUGCAUCAACUGUCUUAAAAUCUGUUGGAUUUCAGAGCAAUGAGGCAGCCAGUCUUGCCUCAACUGGAGUCGGAGUUGUCAAAGUAAUCAGCACAAUUCCAGCUACGCUUUUUGUGGACCGGGUUGGGAGCAAGACUUUUCUGUGCCUUGGUACCUCAGUGAUGGCCGCCUCCUUGGUGACUAUGGGUCUUGUGAAUCUUAAUAUCCAUAUCAAUUUUACCAGUAUCUGCAGAAGUCAUAGUCCUAUUAACCACUCCCUAGAAGACUUGACUUUUUAUGAAAAAGGAAAUUUUCCAGUUAGCAAUGACAGUCUCAAGGAACUAUUGAUGGGGAUAACCCCAAAUAGCAAGAGCUCACUCAUGUCAGUCAGAAGUGAUACCAAAAAGCAAGGGGAGCUGAUGUGGGCAUCUGUGCCAAGUGUUGGAACCUCUAGACCAAGCCCAACACAACACCACCAAGAAAGGGGCCAAAAUGAGGUCCCAGAAUUUUUGAAGUGGCUCUCCUUGGUCAGCUUACUUUUUUAUGUUGCAGCUUUUUCCAUAGGACUUGGACCAAUGCCUUGGCUGGUGUUGAGUGAAAUUUUUCCUGGUGGAAUUAGAGGAAGAGCAAUGGCUUUAACUUCUAGCAUGAACUGGGGCAUCAAUCUCCUUGUCUCACUAACAUUUUUGACCGUAACUGAACUUAUUGGUCUUCCAUGGGUGUGCUUUAUUUACACAAUAAUGAGUCUAGCAGCACUGAUUUUUGUUAUUUUGUUUAUCCCGGAAACAAAGGGAUGCUCUUUGGAACAAAUAUCGAUGGAACUGGCAAAAUCGAACUAUGUGAAACACAACAUUUAUCUUAUGAGUCAUCAGAGAGAGAAGUUAGUGCCAACGGAACUUCAAAAGACAAAUCAUCAAGAGCAGUGUAAAAGGUUGUGUAGUAAAGAGCAAUCAAGCAGCUCUUUUAGGAUAACUGAUGGCAUAUUGCAAACAAUGAUAUAGAUUUGGUGUAAGGACACUUAGUGUCUUUCUAAUAAUAUACAUUUGGUAUUUUUUUCCCAACUUCUGAAGGUCAAGCUUUAAGGUAUUUUCUAAUCUAGUCACAAGUGGCUUGAAAAUCAGUUCUUAAUUUAAAAGUCUAACUAGGGAAAGAGGAAGCAGACAUCAGCAAAGUACCUACCAUUCUUGAAGAACCAGUUAAGAACUGACCUGAGAAAAUGCAGUUGGGUCUCACUGUCCUGAACAAUUUAAGAAAGAACAGGCCUUUUGCAAUCAAGUGAGCACUCUACGUCACUCUACAUCGCCAAAUAUAUAUAUGGAAUGUGUGUGUGUGUAUAUGUGUGUGUGUGUACACACACACACACACACACACGAAAACUUUAAAAAAAAAAGUUUUAUUUUCAGAAGUAUGAGGGGCAGAUUUCAAAAUAUGAUUUUACUACUCACUAUAGGAACCUGGCUUGCAGAAUGGAUCUUUUUUUUCCUUUUUGUAAGAAAAGGCAGUAAAUUCUACGGAUGCAGCUCAUCUUUCUUUGCUAGUUGAAAAAGGGUUAGAAUGCUCUCUGACGGCUAUGUCUGAUUGUACUUGCUGACCCGUAUCUAAUUAAGAAUAGUAAAGGUUUCUAUAGCUGUUAUUAAAAUCUAUGUAGUAAUUUUAAAAAUGUAUUAACCAACAAGUGGGCUUUCUGAACUUACAUGAAUAUAUUCCAGAUCUCCAUGCUCAUGUAAAUAAGGAAUCAGUUCUGUAGUAAUAGAUAACAAUGAAUUUUUCAACAUUUUUGGAAUUCUUGUUGUUACCUAAGUGAGAUGCCAAGAGAGAUUGGAAAUAUGGGACCAUAUUUAGUUGUAACCCUUAGAGAAAACUUAUAAAAAAUUUCAUGAAAUCCAGAAGUUUGCCAGAUAUUUAAUGUUAUUUUUUUGUUGUUGCCUUAAAUAAAGCUUUCAAAAUUUUCUCCUAUCAAGGUUUUCAAAGCUUAAGUGCCUAGCAUCUACAACUUCACAAUCCUCAGAAAUUUCCUACCUCAAGUUACAACCAAUAGGUCAUUACAACAUUUAACCUUUGGACUUCUAUAGAUUGUGUUACAGAUGUCCAAAGAUUAGGUUACUCCUAUUUCACUUAUAUUUAAUAAGUAUGAACAAGGCAUAUAUGUUUCUAUCAAAAUAUGUAAUUCAUCAAACCAGGAUUUAUGUACUAUAUUUCCAUAUAAUUUCUUCAAUUUAAGAAAUUAGGCAAGAGUGUUAUUAGCAUGGAAAAUAUGGGAGUUUUAAGAAGUAAAAAGCCACAACCAGCAAAAGUUCAGGAUACCAGCAUAAAAACCCUAAGAGAUAAGGAUGUACAUCAGAGUUUUGGAUCAUUAAUCAGUUCAUCUUGACAAAAAAUUCCAAGUUAUAAGUCUUUUUUAAAAAAAGAGGGUCCAAAAAAACGAUGACCCUUAAAAAAAGGAGGACUUCUUUAUAUUCUGGAAUUUGAUUUAAUAGACAAACCUCCAAAUCUCUUAUAUGCCUUUAUACCAAAAUACGGAAGAUACAAAUCUAAGAUAGCAACAACAGCUCAAAUACAGAAGACAUGCUUUAAAUAAAAAAAAUGCAAUGUAAAAAAAAAUUCUAUUUUGAAAAACAAUCCACUACUGAUAUUUCCCUAGAAAAGACAAGGGAAAUAUGUAUAGCUAAAGAGAGUUGAUAAGAAGCUACAUGUUAGAAACAUAGUAUAUUUCACAUGCAGGUUUCUAGUCUUAAAGGAUGGCCACUUAAAAACUAAGUUUAUUGCAAUAUUUGGUGGAGUCUUACCAAAGCUUUAAAAUCAUUGUGCAUUAUAGAUAGGAAAUAAAUGUUAGUUUUAGUUUAAAUAAGCUUCUCAGGCAUUCCCUCAAAAUGCAUUAUUUGAAGUUCAAAGAGUGCACUCAUGAUCAAUGGAUGCUUGUAAACCUUGUUGGGUAUUGCUAAUGAUAACAGUAUCAAAAAACCUAAUUCUAAUUUCUAAUUAAAUGUUUGCCUUUUUCACUUAUAUCAGAACUACUUGAUUUUCCAAAAAUAGGAAAAACUGUGAAUAAGGAUAUAUUUUUUAUUACGUCCCCCAGUAUAACUGUAUACAGUGUAUGAAUGCCAGAUGUUUUAAAACCAUUUAUUUCUUAUGAAAUAUUCAUUUUUGCUUUUACCCUUAUACCCUUUUGGGUUUUAAUCUAAUAAUCUAACACUAUUUGCUGAUACUGAUUCAGCUAUAUAUAACAAUUACUGUCCUCUCAGCAUGCCCUCCUCCUAUAUUUAAAGCCAAAUAUGCCAUUUGAGAAAGUACUAAUCAAACUGAUUUAACCAUCAAUGAAAAUCAUCAGAUUUAAGUCUACUUCUUGCAUUUAGUAAUUUUUUUUUCCUUUUGCUACUUUUUAAAUACUUUAAAAAAAUGUCAUUGUUCCAUGUGCACUUCUUUCCUUAUUUCUUCCUUGUUUAUUAAUAGCUUAGGUGUGGAAGGUCAUUAAAACCAAAUAUAAAUACUUAAACUAACAAUACAGAAUCUAUACUUUUUUUCAUCCAUUUUGAUUCUAUACAUUAGAUGACCUACUGAACUUUAAAAUGAAUUAAAUGUAGAAGAAAAACUAAUGGAAACAUUAAAAUAACCUACAAAUUCAGAAUCAUUUUCAAGUCAGGCUUAUUACCCAAGAGAAACCUCCACAAGAAAGAAUUUUAUUUUGAAGUCAGCCUUUUCACUUCUUAUAGGGCAAUCAGGAUGGAGAGUAAUAAAGAAGAAAGAGGGCGCAAAAAACAUAUAUAACAUUUGUACAAAAUUGUACAAUUUAUCCUAAUUUAGCAUUCUAUAAUAUACAGGAAAAGUUACUUAAUGGAGCUCACAUAUUUUAAUAAUUUAUUCUAAAUGUUUCAUAACAUUUUAAUACAUUCAGAUUUUGGUGUAGUAUUGUGUUACCUAUUGUUUCCAAUGAUUUGUGGAAACCCACAGUUUUAUUUUUCAGAAUAAAAACACUUAAAUUCAAGUCAUAGGGCAUUCCUGCAGCACAAUUACUGUUCCAAUGCUAAGGAAUUAGUCAAAGAGGACACUGAAUCAACUAAUUUAGAAUCAUUUUCACUUAGUGAACUAAAUAUUCCCUAAUUUUUUUUAGCUCCAUUAAAUAAGAUAAAAUCAGGGAGAAAGCACAUAUGUCUCACAAAAUGACUUUCAAGUCCAAAGUGAGCCUCCUUAUGAGUAUAUAAUGCUAUAGGCCUGGAAUAGCCUUGGGGGCACUUCUUGUCUUGACCAUACAACUUUAUCAUACUGCCAAGACUGGCAGAAGACUGCAGUGAAGGCCUAAAUUGAGAAUUUCCAUCACUUUCCUUCAGCUGUAUCUGAAGGUCUUUCCAGAGUAACAAAGGUAAAUAUGAGAUACAGCCCAAUAAAGCUGCUUUUUUAUAUCCCAUCUGUGGUUAAGAAAAGUUUCUUUAUUAAACUAAUAUUCUUUUAACUCUCAAAAGAUAUUUAACACUCUUAUCUUAUUAAAUUAGCAAUGUAAGACAUUAUGUUUAAUCUAUAAAGUUCUACUCUUAUUCCCUAUAGUUUAUAUACAUUUUUUUAUUUCUAAUUUGCAAGAAAAACUGACAUUUGGUAACACAGCAUUAAGAACAUACUGUACACAUGUGGCAUAUAUACAAAAUACACUUCAAAUGGAAGCCAAAAAACACUUCAGCAAAAGACUAAGUUUGCAUAGUUUUAAAAAAUGAAUUCUGAGUAAUACAAUUUCAGUUAAAAUAGAAAAUGGGGAAGAAAAAAAUAAUAGAAUAGGUAUGAAGAGAGAUCUUUUCCAAACUUUUAUUUGUGCACACAUUCAUCAAUUGAAAAAAGAUAACCUUUACAGCUUCUUUGGUGCCCAUGUUCAGCAUACAAAAAUGUAAAAGACUAUUCACAAAUAAAACACAUUAGCUCAAACUGAAAAACAACCAAAAAAAAAAAAAAAAAAAAAAA